This is a messenger RNA of Plectropomus leopardus (leopard coralgrouper), 2108 nucleotides long. It is a transcript of the gene gpc2, whose product is annotated as glypican 2. Gene Ontology annotation, biological process: smoothened signaling pathway; regulation of signal transduction; cell migration. The record is from RefSeq and is a predicted model, not a curated record. Gene Ontology annotation, cellular component: extracellular region; synapse; plasma membrane. Lineage: Eukaryota; Metazoa; Chordata; Actinopteri; Perciformes; Serranidae.
GCUGCGGUGAGGAUGGAUACCCGGCUAUCUCCCCCCAGGUACCCGCUGCUGGUGCUGCUCUGCGCGGUGUGCGCGCUGUCGGGGACCCGGAGCCCCGCGGCUGCUGCGGGGAGGAGCUGCGCCGACACCCGGCAGGUGUACGCGGAGAAGGGGUACAGCACUGGCACCGCUCCGCUUACUCAAAUAUCCGGUGAGCACCUGCGACUCUGUCCUCAGGACUACACCUGCUGCUCCAGUCAGAUGGAGGAGACACUGGCGCUGCAGAGCGAGAGGGACUUCCUCAAGGCCGUCGAGGAGAACAGCCAGUUCCUUUUGACUACUUUCACCCAGAGGCACCGCAGGUUUGAUGAGUUCUUCAGAGAGCUGAUAGACUUAUCGGAGAAGUCUAUGAACCAAAUGUUCACCAAGACCUACGGCCGGCUCUUCACGCAGAACGCACUCGUCUUCCAGGAGCUGUUUGUGGAGCUGCGCAGAUAUUAUUCUGGGGGCAGCAUCAGUCUGUCGGAGGUUCUCUCAGACUUCUGGUCCAGACUGGUGGAGCGAGUCUUCUCUCUGGUGAACCCCCAGUAUCAGUUUAGUGAGGACUACCUGGAGUGUGUCAGCAAACAUGCUGAGCAGCUGCAGCCGUUUGGGGAUGUGCCCCGCAGACUGCGCGUACAAGUGUCGAGGGGUUUCAUUGCAGCCAGAGCUUUAUCUCAGGGCUUGGCUACUGGUCGGGAUAUUGUUAACAAAGCAACAAAGCUGACUGCAGAUUCAGAGUGCGUGCGUGGCCUGAUGCGUCAGUGGUACUGCCCUCUGUGUCGAGGUAUGCCCUCCCUGCGGCCCUGCCACUCCCUGUGCCUUAACGUGAUGAAAGGCUGCUUAGCCAAUCAGGGCGACCUGGACACCGAAUGGAACAAUUUCAUUGAUGCUCUGUACCUGGUCUCAGAGAAGCUGGAGGGGCCGUUCAACAUGGAACUUGCAGCUGACUCCAUCUCCGUGAAAGUGUCGGAGGCCAUCAUGCACAUGCAGGAAAACAGCGUCAGCAUCUCCACUAAGGUGUUUCAAGGCUGUGGAAGCCCCAGGCCAGCUCCAGGACGGUCCAAACGCUCACCCAAAGAGUCAGGAGGCAACAGGAGGCCGUUCCGCACGUACAGUCCUGAGGAGAAACCCACCACUGCUGCAGGCACCAACCUGGACCGACUGGUUACCGAGCUGAAGGAGCGACUGCGGCCCAUGCGUGGCUUCUGGGUGUCCCUCCCACACACCAUCUGCAACGAUGAGAAGAUGGCUGCCGACGUCACUAAUGAGGACCGCUGCUGGAACGGGCAGACCCGGGGGAGGUACCUGCCAGAUGUGACGGGUGACGGGCUGGUCAGCCAGAUCAACAACCCCGAGGUGGAAGUGGACAUCGCCAGGCCGGAUGUGAGGACCAGACAGCUGAUCAUGGAGCUGAGGGUGGUGACCAACAAACUGAGACAAGCUCAGAGUGGACAGGACAUGGACUUCAUGGACAGUGAGGAGGGCAGUGGCUCAGGAGGCGGAGAUCAGGGUGAAAGGUACAAUGAUGACUGGCCCGGCUACGGGCCAUACUCUCCGCCCUACAACAAACCACCUCGCAGUAACCCGGCAACCAACCCGGCAAAGCCGCCUCGAGUCCGAGAGAGAAAUGGGUCUAAGUGGAACAGAAACAACGGUCAUGGACGGGUCAGAUCUGCAAGCAGCCAGCUCUCUUUCUCUCUGCUUCCUUUGUUGUCUUUGCCGUUCGUGGUCACUGUGGCCCCCAUGUGGAGAUAGCUGCUUACUACAGUCUGGAGGUUUUCUGUCAUGCCGGAGUCUCAAGCACAUUAUGAAGAAAGAAAAGUCAUUCCAUUUGGUUACACCAGCAGAAAAAAAACAAGACAAAAACAGGCUAAUUUAGCAAUAAUCAAAAACCUGUUUAAAGCACAAAUAGAUAGGUAAAGUGAAUAUUUUUCCUACAGCCCCAGCCACAAAAAAAGGCACUGUUGUACCAGGCAUUGAUGAUUACAAACAAUACUUAAUGAGUACUGCCAUUUUUUAGUGCCAUUCGUUUGAUGUAUUGGAGUCUGGGUGCUGAAUGGUUAAUAGAGAAACAAAAAGUACAACAG